This is a messenger RNA of Glycine soja, 2534 nucleotides long. Its product is annotated as signal recognition particle subunit SRP72-like. The transcript has 6 exons. Gene Ontology annotation, cellular component: signal recognition particle, endoplasmic reticulum targeting. Bases 132 to 2120 code for a protein of 662 amino acids. Gene Ontology annotation, biological process: SRP-dependent cotranslational protein targeting to membrane. NCBI's taxonomy places the organism in Eukaryota, Viridiplantae, Streptophyta, Magnoliopsida, Fabales, Fabaceae. The record is from RefSeq and is a predicted model, not a curated record. Gene Ontology annotation, molecular function: protein binding; ribosome binding; 7S RNA binding.
GGCAACACAAAGAAAGCCCCCGCAGCCAAACCCGACCCGUCUUCUUUCCCGACUGAACCACACAACUCAACAGAACGCAAGUCAAUUGGCGUUGGCACGAUUCAGAGAUUUGGUUCGCUGCCUGAAACCUAAUGGCUCCGAAGCCCAAACCGGCGCCGUCGCAGCCUGCUCCUCCUCCUGCCCUCGAAGAUCUCUUUACCACGCUCAACCGCCACAUCCAGGCUUCCGCAUACGACAAUGCCGUCAGGCUCACGGAUCAGAUUCUCGCCAUUGCUCCCGGCGACGAGGACGCGCUCCGAUGCAAGGUCGUCGCGCUGAUAAAAAAUGACCGCGUCGAGGACACACUCUCCGCCAUUCGGUCCUCUAAGAAGCAGCUCGAUGAUUUUCAUUUCCUCAAGGCAUACUGCUUAUACAGACAAAACAAGUUGGAUGAAGCUUUGGAGUCUUUGAAAAGACAAGAGAGCAAUGAUGAAACAAUGCUUUUGGAAUGUCAGAUAUUGUAUCGUCUUGGGAAAAUGGAUGCUUGCUUAGAUAUCUACCGCAAGCUCCAAAAUUCCAAGAUUGAUAACAUGGAAAUAAAUUCUGUUGCUGCUCUAGUUAUGUCUGGCAGGUCAUCUGAAGUUCAAGGAAUGCUGGAUUCACUUCGGGUUAAGGCAACAAGCAGCUUUGAAUUGGCAUACAACACUGCUUGUUCAUUAAUUGCAAGGAAUGAGUACACAGAUGCAGAACAACUCUUAUUGUCAGGCCGAAGAAUUGGUCAAGAGGUCCUGAUGGAAGAUAACUUGGCUGAUGAUGAGAUAGAAAUUGAAUUGUCUCCUAUAGCUGUACAAUUAGCCUAUGUUCAGCAGCUUCUUGGGCGUAAGCAAGAUGCUAUUGAAGCUUAUACAGAUGUGAUUAAACGAGAUAUGGCUGAUGAAUCAUCAAUUGCGGUGGCCGUGAACAAUCUUGUUUCACUGAAAGGUCCAAAAGAUGUUUCUGAUAGCCUAAGGAAACUUGAUCGAUUAAAAGACAAGGAGAAUCAAAGCUUUCGACUAGCUCCUGGACUAGACUUGAAACUUUCAGCAAAAGAAAAGGAAGCAAUAUAUGCAAAUAGGGUUCUUUUACUUCUUCAUGCCAAUAAGAAUGAGCAGGCACGAGAACUUGUUUCUGCAUUACCAGACAUGUUUCCAGAAAGUGUCAUACCAAUAUUUCUGCAAGCUGCCCUCUUGGUUAGAGAGAACAAAGCUGGAAGGGCUGAGGAAAUACUAGCACAGUUUGCUAGUAAGUUCCCUGAUAAGUCCAAAGUUGUUCACUUAGCCCGGGCUCAGGUAGCUGCUGCUGCUGGCCACCCACAUAUUGCGGCCGAUUCUCUGACUAAGAUAUCGGAUAUCCAACACAUGCCUGCUACUGUUGCCACCCUUGUGUCUUUAAAAGAACGAGCUGGUGACAUUGAUGGUGCAGCUGCUGUGCUUGACAAUGCAACUAAAUGGUGGUCCAAUGCUAUGACUGAGGACAAUAAGCUCAAUACUAUAACGCAAGAGGCUGCUUUGUUCAAGCUGAGGCAUGGGAAGGAAGAGGAAGCUGCUCAACUCUAUGAGCAGCUCGUCAAAAGCCAGGGUAGCAUAGAAGCACUAGUUGGGCUGGUAACAACAGUUGCCCGCAUGGAUGUUGCUAAGGCAGAGCUUUAUGAAAAGCAACUGAAUGCUCUACCUGGUUUAAAGGGAAUUGAUGUGGACAGCUUGGAGCGUACUUCUGGAGUGAAACAAGUUGAUGCUCCUCGUGUUAGUGUCGCUGAAACAUAUGAGGAAGGAAAGAAUAAAACAAAAUCUAAGAAAAAGAGAAAGAGAAAGCCAAGGUAUCCUAAAGGUUUUGACCCUGCAAAUCCAGGUCCUCCCCCAGAUCCAGAAAGGUGGCUUCCCAAGAGGGAGAGAUCAACAUAUAGGCCCAAGAGGAAGGACAAAAGAGCUGCUCAAGUGAGAGGGUCUCAAGGUGCUGUAGUUAGAGAUAAGCAUGAUACUGGUGCCUCAUCUAACAGUUCAAAUCUAAAAUCAAACCAGGGAACCUCCAAAGGAGCUGCGCAGAAUGCAGUUUCCGAGCAAACCAAGCCUUCAUCCAAGUCAAGAAAGAAAUCGAGGAAUUAAAUAGGAUCAUGGUUUUUGAUGAACUUUUUUAUUUGACAAUUUGUUAAUGCUGUUUUCAAUGACUAAGAUGAGGGUCCAUACAUACACUGUGGUCUGUGGGUUCUAAUUCAAAACCGUCAGUUUUGGUUCAAGGAAUGAGUAUAUCUGUUAGAUGCAAGCAUCAAUGUGCAAGUUUGUCGUGCGUAGUUUGUUUGAGUUUAUGGGAAUCAUUGAAAUAUCACCUUUCUGUUGCUGAACGCAUUAUUUUCUUUGAUUUGGCUGUGCUCUUUUCCAAUGCCUCCAGACCUCUAGUAUAUUGUGGGCGUAAACUUGCACUAUUCUCUAAUUAUAUAUUACAAUAAUGUAUCAAAGUUUGAAUACUUAAAGAUUGUAUAUUAUAAUACUUAUAGGAUGUCGCAUUGAUGGUUUGUCAAA